This is a messenger RNA of Tyto alba (common barn owl), 1648 nucleotides long. It is a transcript of the gene VSIG8, whose product is annotated as V-set and immunoglobulin domain containing 8. The record is from RefSeq and is a predicted model, not a curated record. NCBI's taxonomy places the organism in Eukaryota, Metazoa, Chordata, Aves, Strigiformes, Tytonidae. The transcript has 7 exons. Gene Ontology annotation, cellular component: intracellular anatomical structure. Bases 72 to 1091 code for a protein of 339 amino acids.
CCGGCUGCCUUGUCGCCUCGGAGCCUCCUCCACUCCCGCUCUUCCUCACCGCCCGGCACGGCUGCAGCGUCAUGGCAGGGCACGGCGCCAGCCUGCUCCUGCUCCUGGGUCUCAUGCCAGCUCUCCUCCUGGCUGUCAGGAUCAACAGCAAGGGCCGGGAGGUGCUGUACCUGGCCAAGGGUGACUCGGUGAAGCUGGGAUGCCCCUACGUCCUCGAGCCUGAAGACAACGGUCCCCAGGGUGUGGGCAUCGAGUGGAUCCAGAUCACACCCGAGCGGACUGGCCCGGAGAAUGUGUUCCUGUCCUACCAUGACCACCACGUCAAUUACGGCAGCGGCUCAGGGCUGCAGGACCGGGUGGCCUUUGUGCAGAACGACCCCAGCCAGUACGACGCUUCCAUCCGCCUGGCUGACCUGCAGGUCUCUGACACUGGCACCUACCAGUGCCGGGUGAAGAAAAACACUGUGGCCGUGCAUGAGGUCAUCGUCACUGUGCAAGAGAAACCAGCCACUCCACAGUGCUGGACCGAGGGGGAGCUGACAGAGGGGAGCAGCCUCCUGCUGCGGUGCUACAGCCGCGGGGGAACCUCCCCGCUCGCCUACCAGUGGGCCAAGCUGGCCGAUGGCUACGGCGGGGGACGCCUGCCCUCUGGCACCAUCCAAGGACGUGCUCCUGGCGACCUGAUAAUCCGUAGCCUCUCGGAGGUGCACGCCGGCAUCUACCAGUGCCGCGUCACCAACCGUGUGGGCUACUCCAUCUGCCAGCUCAACCUCAACCUUGCGACAAGAGGAAGGCAAGCUGGCAUCAUCGUGGGCUCCAUCCUGGGCUCCCUCCUGCUCCUCAGCCUGCUCGGGCUCCUUAUCUGGGCACUGAUCUGCCGCUACCGCCGGAAGGAAUGCCAGCGGACAUGCAGUGACUGCAGGAGCAGCACAGGCGGCACCAUGACCCGCACCUGCAACGUCUGUGCCCACAGCUACUCGCCCCACGGCAUCAGCUACAUGCAGUGCCAGCACGGCGACGGCGACGAGCGAGCAGCCGCCCUCAUGUGCAACGAGGGCAUCCGGCACCAGGUCGCCUGCCCGGCGCUGUAACCCCCCGCCUGCUCCGCGCCCACCCCUGCUCCACGGGGGGAGCAACUGCGAGCCCAGCGCCGGCAGCACCGCCGGGAUCCGGCGCGAAGCAGCACAGGGCUGCGCUGCCGGGGCUCGCCGUGCAAAUUGAAGUCAGGAAUCCAGCUCCCUCCUCCCCCUCGAAACAGCCCCAGCUUCCAGCUAACUUCGUUUGGGUUCAUCAGUCUGUUUUGUUGGUUUUUCUUUUUUUUUUUUUUUUGGCCCCUUUUUUUGUAUGUCCCCCCCCAGCCACAGCCCAGCUCUCGGGGCAGCUCCCAGCCCCGCUCCUGGAGGCAUCCCUCGCUCGUGCAGCAAUAUUUAUUUCUCUCUGGCCCAUCCCCUUGGCAUCGAGCAGGGACGCAGCAGCCCCAAAUCGCCCAAACUGGCUGCCCGGUUGCCUCCCGCCUCUGGCCCGGCGCUACUAGCGCCUCCGCAUUGGCUUUAGCAAUUGGGUGUUAUUCGAGACGAGACGCCAUUGGCACCAGGAUUUGCAGUUUGGAACAAGAAAAAAUGAAAAGAAUUAAACUAAAGUGAAAUCA